AUGCUUCCAGUACUGAUCAGGGAACAGGAGAGACUUGUCCAACACAUCCUCCGCCAACCAGCAUGGCACCGUUUCGUCGGAAGAAUUCAUCGACGAGUCGACGAGUUCCAAAACGGCCCGAUGCCAAACCAGUCGACACUGCGCCCGGGUGAGGCGACUGAGGACCCGAACCGACGCGGCUUCGUCUACCAUUUUGUCGAGGAGAUCAAGAGUGCGUUCCGACAACCAAAUGGCCCUCCGCCACCGUCCGGCAAGAAGUGA
Pyricularia pennisetigena is the source of this 261-nucleotide messenger RNA. RefSeq lists its product as uncharacterized. The record is from RefSeq and is a predicted model, not a curated record. NCBI's taxonomy places the organism in Eukaryota, Fungi, Ascomycota, Sordariomycetes, Magnaporthales, Pyriculariaceae. The transcript is spliced from 2 exons. The coding region runs from base 1 to 261 and encodes 86 amino acids.